UUCACAGGUUCCAGUUUAAUAAAGAGACAAACUCAUGCUGAGCUCCAUCAUCACUCUCCCUCUGCAGUGAAUCCAUCCCGAGCAUCAGUAACUCUGAGUGCCAUGCCGCUACCCAAUGACAACUCCAUCAACACGGCCCCUUUGGACGAAGGCGAGGACACUGAACCCCUCAUCUACAAUGAUCCAAUUCCUCCUCAGUGCUGCUCGGCGCGCCUCAACCUGGCCUUCCUGAUGUUCUGUGGGUUCUCCAUGGUGUACGGGCUCCGUGUCAACCUCAGUGUUGCCAUGGUAGCCAUGGUGAAUACUACUGAACCCAAACCAGCCCUGAACAGCUCGGUGGUCUCUGCCUGUCCACUGCCACCCGGGGGGGACAACAGCAGCGACUCUUUCCAUCAACCUGCAGGGAUCCCCCAGUACCCCUGGGACUCGGAGACUCAGGGCUGGCUGCUGGGGGCCUUCUUCUUCGGAUACCUGUGCACACAGAUCCCGGGGGGCUACCUGUCGGGUCACUAUGGGGGGAGUAUCUUCCUGGGUGUCGGGGUGCUGGUCACUGCCUUCCUCACGCUGCUCACCCCUCUGGCUGCUCAGAUGGGGUCCCAAUGGCUGUUUGCACUACGAGCGCUGGAGGGCUUCGGGGAGGUGAGAGUGAUGAGCUGA
This is a messenger RNA of Notothenia coriiceps (black rockcod), 657 nucleotides long. Its product is annotated as sialin-like. Gene Ontology annotation, molecular function: transmembrane transporter activity. NCBI's taxonomy places the organism in Eukaryota, Metazoa, Chordata, Actinopteri, Perciformes, Nototheniidae. The transcript is spliced from 4 exons. Gene Ontology annotation, cellular component: apical plasma membrane. Bases 103 to 657 code for a protein of 184 amino acids. The record is from RefSeq and is a predicted model, not a curated record. Gene Ontology annotation, biological process: monoatomic anion transport; transmembrane transport.